UCUGUUAUUAACAUACAUACAACAGAUAUAUCUUGGCAUAGCCAUAGGUUUCCUUUUUCCACCAAUGCUCGUGCGCGACUCCGAGGAUUUAAAUGUUAUUGGCCAAGGCUUAAAACUGAUGUUUUAUAUCGUGGCGGUCUUUACAUUGGUUAUUUUCGUCCUCACUUUAUUGUUUUUUAAAAAUCAACCUUCCUUGCCACCAAGUCCAGCUCAGGCUGUUCGGGAAGAGUCGGAAAGGCCGGAAGACUUUUUGCUAUCGGUAAAAAGACUCGUGACAAACACAGGCUAUUUAUUACUUUUGCUGAGUUACGCCAUCAACGUAGGGAUAUUUUAUGCUAUUGGAACUCUCCUUAAUCCGAUCGUUUUGGUGCAUUUUCCAGGUCACCACGAUGAUGCCGGUAGAAUAGGACUGACCAUUGUGUGCGCUGGGAUGUUGGGUUCAGUCGUUUGCGGCGUCGUUUUAGACAAAACCCACAAGUUUAAAGAAACAACCCUUGCCAUCUAUAUUUUCUCCUUUCUGGGCAUGAUCAUUUUCACGUUUACUAUUGGUUUGGACGAAAUCAUCAUUGUCUAUGUGACAGCAGGAUUAUUAGGAUUUUUCAUGACUGGUUACUUGCCUGUUGGUUUCGAAUUUGCGGCUGAACUAACGUAUCCCGAGCCGGAAAGUACAUCAGCUGGUUUGCUGAAUGCAGUGGUGCAAAUUUUCGGAAUCUUAUUAAUCCUGCUCUACAGACAUCUUUUUCAGAUUUGGGGAGACUAUUGGGCAAACACUGUACUUUGCGCGACCCUUUUUGUUGGAUCCUUCAUUACUUAUAUUAUACCAAACGAUUUACGACGGCAAAACGCCAAAGUUUAAAAAAAAAGUCGUAAUCGAG
Copidosoma floridanum is the source of this 875-nucleotide messenger RNA. Its product is annotated as choline/ethanolamine transporter flvcr2a. Gene Ontology annotation, molecular function: heme binding; heme transmembrane transporter activity. NCBI's taxonomy places the organism in Eukaryota, Metazoa, Arthropoda, Insecta, Hymenoptera, Encyrtidae. The record is from RefSeq and is a predicted model, not a curated record. Gene Ontology annotation, biological process: transmembrane transport; heme export. Gene Ontology annotation, cellular component: membrane.